AUUCCUCCCCCCUGUCCCUCUCCCCUCCACCUCCUUCUCUCCUCUCUUUUCUCUCUCCCCUCUCUCGUCGCUGGAGGAGCCCGUCGGCUCUUCCUUUGUCAAGCUGUUCGAGUCCUUCUCGGGACAUGCAAGGCUAAGUCGAUGCCACGAUGUCUGCCAUCUCAUGCCUCCUCCCAACAGGUCCCAGAGCUCUCCCAACCUGCGAACACCGUCCUCGCCGGGGUUGGACUCGCGAUUCCCCCUCCACCGAAGCUCGAUGGCUAGUCCAGAGCCAUUCGCUCACAAUGCGUCCUUCCGAAGGUUCAAUUCCAGACGCCCUCGCCCUACGGUUGCCUCUAUAGCAGACAUUUUUGUCGGCUCCUUGGUGAUCGCCGGGUACUGCCAUGAGCAUUCCCCCCGUGGUAGAGGGCUGUCGACACUUUCGAUGAAGACUGCGGGGGGUCAUAGGGGCGGGAUGCAGCCGCGGAGGACAGUAAAUACCAGGCAAUUGUCGCGACAACGUUUAGAGUAUCUCGGGUCACCGGCUCAGCGGCCGGGGGUAGUACAACAUUCGAAGACCUACCAGAUGUUUAGCUCUGGUGUCGCGCAGCGGGUUGAAGAUGACGAAAACGAGCCAACGCUCGCAUCGAGAAGACAAUCGGGGACGCCAUUAACUGAGCAAGAUCUGGAAUCCGAUCGAUGCGAAGACGCAGGCGAAAAUACACAGGAGCGAGUCCCGGAGGACUCGAAUACGCGACCACCAUCAUCCAGCAUUAGCUUCGGGGAUUUCGAUCGUGGUGUGGACGAUAACUCUAUUUCGGAGAAUGAAAUGGUGGAUUGCCAGGCGGAGGAGACGAAUGAACCGGUAAGGCACAGCUAUAAAGGGAGGACGAACCCCCGAGUAUCUCUCUUGAGAUCGACAAAAAAACUAUUUGCUCAAGCAUUUGGAGAAUCCCUUGACCGCGACUUGGCUGUGAGGAGCGUCAUAGAUAAUAGGUGGAUUGAACCGCGACCACCACGUGCGGAUAACAUACAAGAUGCUACGGAUAUCUUGGCGGUCCAGAAGCUUCUUGACGCUCUGUGGGAUGAAAAGAAAUCCAACCAUUACAUUUUUCGCUUAUAUCGAGACCUCCCUCACCCGGGAGUUGCGUGCCUCUCGAAGCGCUCACGAGGUACUCUAUUACGUCGAUUCGCCAACCCCCCCAACCGUCGCUGGGUGGAUGCCCGCCGCUAUCUCGCCUUGGUGGAGGAUAUGAUUGUCUCCAAACUCCCCAUGUCUCGAUCAUUAUGGAGCUCUGCCAUUCACCUGGCAGGCCGAGCGUCAGGGAAUGUCAUCAAGGCGGACCUCGUGAGAUCGAUAGGUAUCUGGCAGCAGAUGGAGCAUUUGGGUGGGAUUCGGGGGGACGGGGUUGUAUUCACCAUUCUGUUCGACAUAGCUAUCAAAGCGGGCCAGUUCACGGUGGCGGACCGCCUCGUGGAGGAGAUGACAAGGCGAAAAAUCAGCUUUGGUCGCACGGGAAAGGUCUCCAAGAUAUACUACCACGGGCUGUUGCAGGAUGCCGAAGGUAUCCACCGGACCUUCGAUGAGUUUGUGUCCAGCGGAGAAAUUGUUGAUACGGCGGUACUCAAUUGUCUGUUGGUGUCGUUUCUUCGCGCCGGGGAGGCAGAGACCGCGGAACAGUUGUAUCGUCGCAUGAUCCACGGCCAGAAAACCGGGAAACAGCGUCACAUCCACGGACCCGGAUACACGUCCGAGUUCAUCGAAUAUCGAGACAAAGCUCGGGAUCUCAAUCAGGUGUUGCAAUUGUCUUCGGCUCUGAGAGACCAACUACCAGAACAUCACCGUGCUCUUCAGCAGGCCUUUCCCAUGGUUCCUGACACGCGGACGUUCCACAUUCUCCUUUCACAUCAUGCUUAUGAAACCGGCAGCUUGGAGUCAUUCAUGUCGACAUUGAAGGACAUGGAAAUGGCAUUCACAAUCCCCCCUCGAGGCAUGAUCUAUCUGUUGCUGUUUGAUGGGUUCGCCAACAACGGCCGAAAACGGAAAGGCUGGACGCCUGAGAGGCUGCAAGAGACGUGGAGAGCGUAUCUCGCGGUCCUCUACGAAUCUCGGGCUCGAUUCCACGAGCGAUUUUACAAGCCGGGGACGUUGGUCUGGCAGAACCCCUUGGAAAGCGGUGCUCCAGGAAACUCCCGUACUAUAACACGGGCACCGAGUGGCUUAUACACCCCGUUACCGUCAAACAACGUGGAAAGGGCAGACCCCGUGGAAGAAACGCCCGAGCCAGCAGCGCCAGAACAAACUGAACCGGAACAUUCGACGACGGAAGCCGGUGAUGAGGUGGAUGCGGACGAGUUGCUCGGCAAAUCCACACAGGAACCUCACCCUGAGCCCGACCAUCUCACCGUUCUGGAACGUCAAAUCGAGAACGGAGUAUUUCUAGGCCGCCGGAUGAUCAUCAUCAUUCUUCGAGCCUUCGGCACCUGCUGCGGGCCCAAGGCGGUUAUGGAAGUCUGGCUGCGGAUGGAGAAAUUAUGGCAGCCUCAGAAACGCAAAGCGCUGGACGUGCAGGCAGUCCGAGAAGAACUUGAUUAUCAAAUGAAUCGGAGGCAGAGUUGAGAGACGAUUGGGGAAGGCUUUCGGAGCAUGUACAUUAUAAUAGACCUGUUAUAUACCCUCCGAUCUUUUGCAUAUCUUGAUCUUGUACAGUGAACGGGUUCGUGUUAUAACAGAC
Molecule: messenger RNA, 2714 nt
Organism: Aspergillus steynii IBT 23096
Lineage: Eukaryota; Fungi; Ascomycota; Eurotiomycetes; Eurotiales; Aspergillaceae
Product: pentatricopeptide repeat protein
Exons: 1
Coding region: 164-2599 (811 amino acids)
Molecular function (GO): protein binding
Source: RefSeq, a predicted model, not a curated record